Messenger RNA from Prunus persica (peach), 366 nucleotides. RefSeq lists its product as uncharacterized. The transcript has a single exon. Lineage: Eukaryota; Viridiplantae; Streptophyta; Magnoliopsida; Rosales; Rosaceae. The record is from RefSeq and is a predicted model, not a curated record. The coding region runs from base 1 to 366 and encodes 121 amino acids.
AUGGAUAGGGACUACAACUAUUAUUCUUACUGGGACUACUUCUCCAUCCCUCUCCACCUUUGCUUCUUCAUUUCCAUCCUCGUCUUCAUCUUGGGCUUCACAUGGUACAUCAACUACGAGUCAAUGUUUGAGGAUUUGAUGACUCAGGUCAAACUCUUCCUCAUGCUUGUUCCGCUGCUGCUUCUUCUUGUCGUCCACUGCUUAUCGGGUGGCUUGUCGUUUUUUCUGCCGUUUCCGGAGAAGGAUUCGCUGCAUAGGGCCGGAGGGUCUCCGUGGGGUGUUGGACUUGUGCUUGUGUUCCUCUUGAUCAUGAUCUCUUACCAGUCUUCUUUCCACGAACGAUGGUUUCCCUUACUAAGUAGAUGA